Molecule: messenger RNA, 3420 nt
Organism: Cotesia glomerata
Lineage: Eukaryota; Metazoa; Arthropoda; Insecta; Hymenoptera; Braconidae
Product: ADAMTS-like protein 4
Exons: 16
Coding region: 544-3204 (886 amino acids)
Biological process (GO): extracellular matrix organization
Cellular component (GO): extracellular matrix
Molecular function (GO): metalloendopeptidase activity
Source: RefSeq, a predicted model, not a curated record
AGUGUCUGGAAUAAAAAAUUUAAGUAUUAAAUAUAAAAUGACUUAAUUAUUUGAAAAUUGUGCACGUGAACGAGGAAACGUAUAAUUGUAUCAUUGCUUUCUCGUCUCCGUGUAACUCGCGAUUUCUCUCUUGGUUUUAAUAAAUAAAUAUAUAUCUAUGUAUUUAUUUUUUGUUUGUUUGGUGGCUUAUAACUAUAGUAAACUUGCGUGUCCCAUCGUUCCACUUAACAUUACUUUUCUUUAACAUUUAUUUUUAUAGUUAUAAUUAUAAAUAAAUUUAACCGGCUAGACGUGGAAAUAUGAUUAGCACUUGCGUCUCGAUUUAUGAUAAAUCACACGGACUUUUAAUCAGUGCUAAGUGAUUAAUGUGCAGUGAUUAAAUUUAAGUACAUAAUAAGUUUUUAUACAUUAUUAUAAACAGUUUGAAAACACAAGUAAAUAAAUAAAUAAGUAUUAAAUUGAGUGGAGAACGAGGAGCGUUGAUGUUAAGAUGAUACAUUUAGCAGGAUAGCGCCGAUACGAUAUAAAGUGAGACGUAGAGCCAUGGGUACUCCAGAGGAUUCGCAGGACAAUUUAUCACCUUGUAGUCACCAUGAAAACCACAGUAACGAGUUAGCUAGCCGGAAGUUACGAUGCGGUGUACCUCAGUAUAAAUUCACAAUCACCAGUAUAAGAUGUAUACUGCUGCUGAUUAUACUAUCAACCGCGUCGUUAGUUCAUACUUAUGUACCGGAAAAAUAUCCAAUUGAGGUUUACCACAUGCUGCAAGAGAGAACGCAGUAUGGAUUCGGUAAAGACAAUCGUGUGAGAGGAAGCUGGGGUACAUGGAGCUCUUGGAGCGAGUGCUCGAGGUCUUGUGGUACUGGUGUCCAGUCUCAAGCAAGGCAAUGUGUUCUUCGAAAUAGCGUAAGAAAAAGAAGUAUUAUAAGUCAAGUGAAUAGUACUAGUCUAAAGCCGGUGUGCAUCGGUACUUAUAAGCGAUAUCACAUUUGCAAUACUCAGGAUUGUCCUGAAUUUUCAGAAGAUUUUCGUGCCGAACAGUGUGCGAAAUUCAAUGAUCGAGUUUAUAAAGGAGAAAAGCAUGCUUGGGUGCCAUUUUUAAAUGCUCCGAAUCCUUGUGCAUUAAAUUGCCGAGCUGUAGGUCAACGGUUUUACGCGACCCUGGAGCCUGAGGUAAUCGAUGGUACACCGUGCGAUGGUCCGAACUUACGAGGAAAGAGUAUGGGACUUGCAGUAGACCGGACAACUGAACAAUGGGUUUGCGUCGCUGGACAAUGCAGGUCAGUGGGAUGCGAUGGAGUUGUUGGUUCCGGUGCUGUCAGGGAUACCUGCGGGGUCUGUGGAGGCCAAGGAAGAGGAUGCAAAUUGUUUGAAGGGAUUUUUAUGGAGCCUAUUCUUCCCAAGGGUCAUCAGCCAGUCACUACUAUUCCACGGGGUGCCAUGUCGCUUAAUAUUUCCGAACUGCGUCAUAGUAGUAAUUUUUUAGCGCUUAAAACCGAAAAUGGAACGUAUAUUUUAAACGGUCCAUGGUCGUUGAGCCCCAGUGGAAUUUACAAGACUGCAGGAAGUAUUGUUACUUAUCAGCGGGGAGAUAGGAACCGGAUGGAGAGCAUAACAGCCACUGGACCACUUAAUGAAUCUCUUAAUUUAGAAAUAUGGUAUCACGAAAUGAAUCCAGGGGUACUCUAUAAAUAUAUGCUACCAGCGCCAGAGAAUUUUAACGAUAAUGCGAUUAUUGCGCCGCCGUUAUACGCCAACGAGAUACCCGAAUCUUAUCCACGAGUUGAAGUAUCCUUGAGACGACCGGAGGUCAAUUUAUCAAGAAAUCAAGUGAGAGAAGAAACACAAAAAAUAAAGAAAGAUGAAGUGAAAUUCUCACCAACGACUGUGAUGGCUGGUGAUGCACCGAAUAUUAAUGUUGUUAGCCAAUCGGAGAUUAAGCCGAAGAAGAAGAAAAGAAAAUUUGCUUGGAAAGUGAUGGGUCUUUCGUCUUGCUCCAAGACCUGCGGCGGAGGGGUUCAGAGUACAAUUAUAAAAUGCGUGAGAGAAGAUAAAGACAACGUGGUACCGGAUCGCAGAUGUAGAAAGUUCGAAAAGCCUCCGGCACCGCCGCCGCUCCAGUGUAAUGAUCGACCGUGUCCCCCGCGAUGGAGAGCAGACGCGUGGUCCAAGUGCUCAACGAGUUGCGGCACGGGAGUGAAAACUCGACGACUUGAGUGCAUUCAGGACUUGAAUUCCAAGAUAACUAUGCGUGUAGCCGCAGGCGCGUGCUCACAGCCACCGGAUUUGAGCACCGUUGGUUCGUGCGAGGGACCCCCGUGUCCGAAUAAUCAGAUCCCGCAAGUUCGACAAAUGGAGACUUUAGACGUGUCAGCGGGUAUCCCGGGCAGGUGGGAAGUCGGUCCCUGGGGUCCGUGCUCUUCAAAGUGCGGCAAAGGUUCCAUGAACAGGACAGUUGUCUGUAUAACUAGCGGAGAGCCUUGUCCAGUGUCAGCUCGGCCAAUUGAUGAGAGAGCCUGCGAGGCAUCUUGUGAAACUCACCCACAGCACGAGUCCAUGUGGCUCUACACCGAGUGGACUUCGAAGUGUCCGGCAGAAUGUGAGCGUGAGAUGGAGACGAGGCGUAUUGCUUGCGGCGGUGCAAACGAAUUAUUUUGCGAUUCCACGAAGAGACCGGCGACAGAGAGGCGGUGCUCGUUCAAUGAAACUAGGAGUUGUGGUGCCCGUUGGUUCACUGGACCGUGGUCUUUGUGUUCCGUGGCCUGUGGAGAAGGUAUUGCCCGUCGAGAGGUGAUUUGCAUUGGCAACUCGUCCGGUGAAUCAAAGAUACUCACCGAAAGUAAUUGCAGCUCAACGAGGCCGCCAGCCGAGCAAGUUUGCCGCAUGCCUCAGUGCCCACCCGAGUGGUUUACGUCCGAUUGGAGCAUGUGUACGGUUUCCUGUGGUGGUGGCACGCAAGAGCGCGUCGUCAGGUGCUUGGACCAAGGCUUGAGUUCAUCUUGCGACACUAAAAUAAAGCCCGAGGACCGAAGACCUUGCAACGUUGAUCCUUGCAAAGACGUUUCCCUUGCGCAUAAAACUCCAAAAAAAGUACAUCUUGCUAACGAGUGUGUUGAUAAGUAUCCUAACUGCAUGUUGGUAGUUAAAGCUGGUCUCUGCCGCUAUAAGUACUACAAGCACUCUUGUUGUGGCUGUCGCAAUUAGUUUCCACAGUACUGGUUUCAGCAGAGUGUUAAUCUUCAUUGAGGAUGGACGUUUUUAUUUAUUUAAAAACUCUCAAGCCGGUAUCGCGAAUCGAUUAACAUCGACCGCUAAGUAUACAGAAGUAUUCUCUCGUUUUUGUUUUAUUUUAUUAUCUUUUUCACUUUGAAAGUGAUGCUUAUGUUAUUAUUAUUAGUACAACAACGAUAACAAUAACAA